AUGUCCACUCCAGUUGACAACUCUUUGACCGGUCUCAAGGCAUCCACUGCCCAGAUCAUGGCCAUCAUCAGUGGUGCCCAGCAGAUUCUCCCAGGUAACAGCUACUUUUCUCUGACAACACAGGCUCAAGUGAUCAAGGACUAUGGGUCUGGACCCCUGCCCAGCAUUGUGCUUUUGUGCUCCAAGGAGCUAUUGCACAUCCAGGGCAUGACUCCCCAGGUCUGGCCCAACUGGCACAACAUUGGGUACAACAAUCCCUGUCUCUUGACGCAUGUCUGGCACCCCAAGCUCCUCGCCUGGGAGGCCUUAGACUCAGUGAUGGAACUCAGUGGUGGUGCCAGUGGAGGGACCAGUGACAUUGCUGGUGCGGAUGGGUGGGGAGGAAAGGUCCACUGGAAUCAGACCUGUGGAGGGAGGAGCAGCAACUGGGAGAUCAAAGGCGAGGAGCUUGGGGUGCCAGACAUGCGUCAAGAGACAGGGAUUGUUGUACCCAAUGUUGUGCCAGUUGGGCCAGACCUGGGGAGUCAUGCCCUGGAUGUGCAAUAG
Messenger RNA from Suillus subaureus, 546 nucleotides. RefSeq lists its product as uncharacterized. The record is from RefSeq and is a predicted model, not a curated record. The coding region runs from base 1 to 546 and encodes 181 amino acids. The transcript has 4 exons. NCBI's taxonomy places the organism in Eukaryota, Fungi, Basidiomycota, Agaricomycetes, Boletales, Suillaceae.